Messenger RNA from Salvia miltiorrhiza (redroot sage), 1006 nucleotides. Its product is annotated as high-affinity nitrate transporter 3.1-like. The coding region runs from base 239 to 847 and encodes 202 amino acids. Gene Ontology annotation, biological process: response to nitrate; nitrate transmembrane transport. Gene Ontology annotation, cellular component: plasma membrane. The transcript is spliced from 2 exons. NCBI's taxonomy places the organism in Eukaryota, Viridiplantae, Streptophyta, Magnoliopsida, Lamiales, Lamiaceae. The record is from RefSeq and is a predicted model, not a curated record. Gene Ontology annotation, molecular function: nitrate transmembrane transporter activity.
UUGUAAUAAGACAAGUCAACUACAAAAUUAAUAAAUACUGUAAUACAUACCCCGCCCUCUCAGCACAAUUUUGAGCCACUUUUCGUGUUAUAUAAUGAUUGCAAGAGUUCAGCCACUUGUUGUGUUUUGAUCUUUUUUUUAUUACAUUUUUCUUCUAUAUAAGAAUAAGAAAUCUCAGUUUUAAGGUCAUCCGCAACUUCCAGUACUUAACUCAAAGCUUUCUUCAACAGUCUUAUCAAUGAGGAGCAGCGCAGCUUGCCUGGUGGUUUCACUAUGGAUUUCGUGUUUGCUGGGCUCUACCUACGCCGCCACAUUCUCUUCUCUCCACAGAACUCUCAUCCUCACCGCUUCACCUAAAGCCGGACAAGUUUUGAAGGCCGGAGAGGACAACAUAACCCUAACCUGGUCCCUCAACACCACCUUCGCAUCCGGGAUCGACUCCACCUACAAAAGCGUGACGGUGAAGCUGUGCUACGCCCCGAUCAGCCAGAAGGAUCGCGGAUGGAGAAAAACGGUGGACGAGUUGGCUAAGGACAAGACCUGCCAGCACAAGAUUCUCACCAAACCCUACACUUCUUCUAACAACACCUUCACUUGGAGCGUGAGGAGGGACGUUCCCGGCGCCACCUACUUCGUCCGAGCCUACGCCCUCGACUCUGCCGCCAAGGAGGUAGCCUUCGGACAGACCACGGACAGUCACAAGACCACCAACUUGUUCGAGGUUGAGGCAGUCACGGGACGCCAUGUGUCGCUCGACAUCGCCUCUGUUUGCUUCUCUGCCUUCUCCAUUGUGUCGUUGCUUGGAUUCUUCUUCAUGGAGAAGAGGAAGGCCAAGUCAUCCAAAUGAUCAACCAUGCUUGACUUCUCAUUCUUGUUUUGUUUAGGAUAAUAUGCAAGUCCUAUGAGGCCUACUCAUAAUUAAGGAUAUAUAUCAUGUGUGAUGUAUGGUUGAUUUCUGUUAAUUUCAAAAAUUUAAAUGAAAUACUUUUGAUUAAUGUUGGUUUAA